GGGAAAGGCGGCAGCCGGGGCGGAAAGCAGGAAGGAGCGUGGGCCCUUCGCUCGGGCUCUGCAGCGGCUUAUGCUUGUCCUGCCUUGUUACGUGUUUGCUGUAAUAAUAUUUCCCCUUUAAGGCUGGGCUUCGAAGUUAUUUAUACUUGUGGGGUGGUGACAGGAACACAGAGCGGAGCAGGAGCUCCGAACUGCUCUCACCUGAUCCGCAGCGAGGGGCGGCCAGAGGAGGAGGAGGAGGAGGAGGGAGGAAGCUGAGCAAAAGAGAGGGAGCGAGAGAGAAAAGGAGCCCGCGGGAGGGGAAGAGAAAGCAGGCAGGGCAUCCCCAGGGAGGGCCGAGGGAGGGGACGAGCAAAGAGCGAAAGGGGGAACGAGGGAAGGAGGAAGGAGCGAGGAGGGAGAGAGGGGCUUGGGCAACGGCACGAGGCGCGGUGGCUCCGGGGAGCCCAGGGGGCCGCGGGCGUCCCAUGCCAAGCGUGAGCCAGGGGUGCUGAGCAGGGACAGCCGAGUGGGAAAAAAAAAAAGGGUUCUCCUGGCCUCCUCCUCACCCUCAAGAUGAUGAAGAGGCAGUUCAAUCGCAUGCGGCAGCAGCUGUCCCAUCCCAACGCCACCAGCCGAGCCCAAGAAGCGACCGAGCUCCUGACGGAAGAUUUGCUGCAGAUCGAGCAGAGGAUCGAGCCGGCCAAGCGGGCGGCGCACAGCGUGUCCAAGCGGCUCCAGGCUUGCCUGCAGGGGCACUGCGGCUCCGAGAUGGACAAGCGAGUGAAGAAGCUGCCCUUGAUGGCUCUGUCCAUGACGAUGGCUGAGAGCUUCAAGGAGCUGGACACGGACUCCAGCCUCGGGAAAGCCCUGGAGAUGGGCUGCUGCAUCCAGAGCUCGCUGGCCAAAAUCCUGGCCGAGUUCGAGAUCACCGUGGAGCGCGACGUCCUGCAGCCCCUCAACAAGCUCAGCGAGGAGGAGCUGCCCAUCAUCCUGAAGCGCAAGAAGACCCUCCAGAAGCUGAUCUCCGACUGGAACGCCAUCAAGAGCCGGCUGAACCAAGCUGCCAAGGGCUCCGGUAACAGCGCCGGCGCUGGAACCGUCCCGGGGGCUUCUUCUGCCAACAAACUGGAGAUCCUGAAGGAAGAGGAGGAGGAGGUGAAGAGGAAGGUGGAGCAGUGCAAGGACGAGUACAUGGCUGACCUCUACCACUUCUCCACCAAGGAGGACAGCUACGCCAGCUACUUCAUCAGACUGCUGGAAAUCCAAGCCCAGUACCACCGGCAGUCCUUGGGGUCUCUGGACUCGGCUCUGGCGGAGCUGAAGGAGAGCCACAGACAGACAGAGCCCUCCUUCGCCGUGGAUGCCCCAGUGGCCGGGUACUACGGCGUGCCCCUGGAGACCCACCUCAGGAGCCUGGGCCGGGAGAUCGCGCUGCCCAUCGAGGCCUGCGUCAUGAUGCUGCUGGCCUCCGGCAUGAGGGAGGAGGGGCUCUUUCGGCUGGCAGCGGGCGCCUCGGUGCUGAGGAAGCUGAAGAGCAGCUUGGCCAGCGGCUCCAAUGCCCUGGAGGAGUUUUACUCCGACCCCCACGCUGUGGCCGGCGCGCUGAAGUCCUACCUGCGGGAGCUGCCCCAGCCUCUGAUGACCUUCGAGCUCUACGACGAGUGGGUCAAAGUGGCCAGCUUAAAGGACGUUGACAGCCGUGUACAGAGCCUGCGAGACACCUGCAGCCGCCUGCCCCAGGACAGCUACAACAAUUUGAGGUAUCUGAUCAAGUUUCUGGCCAAGCUGGCCGAGCACCAGGAGGUGAACAAAAUGACCCCCAGCAACAUCGCCAUCGUGCUGGGCCCCAACCUGCUGUGGCCACAGCCGAGCACAGGAGACCCCGUGCAGCUGGACUUGGCCUCGGUCUCCUCCAUCCAGGUGGUGGGCAUCGUGGAGGCCCUCAUCCAGAACGCGGACACCCUCUUCCCUGGAGAUGUAGAUUUCAACGUCUCAGGGAUGUUUACGCCGCCCGCGGAUGUCAGACUCAGCAAGGACACUCCUACAGAAGAGCCAUCCCCCAAAUCCCCCGUAGCCAGCUCCCCGGCUCUCCCAGACGAAGAAGGCACGAGGGACCCCGAGGUGAGCACCCAGCCACCUUCCACAGAGGUGACCAGACCGUCCCCCGAAGCCACGGUGCCACCAGCCCACGACUCCAUCCGCAAAGCCAAGCGCCCGGCCCCAGCCCGACCUACAGUGCCACCACCCGUGGCCCAGCCCCGGAGUACGGUCCCUGAGCACGCCACCAGCCCCAAAGCCCGGCCACGACGGAUAGGUGCUCCCUCCAUCCCGCCACCGCUGCCACCGCAGCCGGCACCGCGCCACAGCCGCGAGUCCCUGACGUCCCCGGGGCCUCCCUCCGCCAAGGCCACCACCACCACCCCAGACUGGGACGAGGGGCCAGCGGGGGGACGGAGCCCCACUGGUGGCAUCGCCGAUGGAGGAGAAUGACUGAGAGAGGUGUGGGGCCACCAUCAGCUCCCAGCGGCCGCGGGCCUUCGCCUGCAUCCCCGUCCUCAUCCUCCACCACGAGCCUUCCUCCCGAGGGGAAGGGGAGAAGGAAGGGGAGGCCCUGUGCCAUUUUGCCUGCGGGUGGGAGAUGCCUCAGCAGGCACAGCGCCAUGUCGCAGGCCUAGCAGGCAGAGGGACAGGCCCGGCAGUGGCUGUUGGCGGGCACACCGCCACCAUUCUGCCAACAUUUUGCCUCAAAGCUGGGACUGGGAAGAGGAACAGGCAAGCGGUUGGUUCCCCAGUGAAAGGUUUUUAUUUAAAAAGAAGCAAAAGAAUGACUGCACACA
Molecule: messenger RNA, 2819 nt
Organism: Anas platyrhynchos (mallard)
Lineage: Eukaryota; Metazoa; Chordata; Aves; Anseriformes; Anatidae
Gene: SH3BP1
Product: SH3 domain binding protein 1
Biological process (GO): positive regulation of GTPase activity; regulation of Rac protein signal transduction; signal transduction
Cellular component (GO): cytoplasm; intracellular anatomical structure; cytosol
Molecular function (GO): GTPase activator activity; protein binding
Source: RefSeq, a predicted model, not a curated record